AGCACACACAGCAUUGGCCAAUCAAAUCUCUCCAGUCUGACGCGAGCCCAAGCAGCUGUUCUAUGAGGACAUUUACUGUAAACGAACAAUAGCGCUAGCACAGUAGAUUUACAAGACUUGAUGAAGAACUAGUAACUCUGCGUUUAGAAGCAUUUGCUGCCGAGUUACGUUGAGGAUUUUCAGAUAUGAAGGCGCCGGCUUUGCUGCAAGCAAACAUGAGCCAGGGCGAGCAGCAGCUGGCGAAAUGUGGGACAAACUUGUUCUCCAACUACUCUCCUCCAAAUCUGGAGAAUAAGCUUUUGGUUCAGAGCUCCAUGUCGCUCUCUCAGCCCUGCUCUCCACUUGUACAGUUUGCAGCGCAGUCUCCCUCCUGCUCCUCUGUCCAGACCUCCAGCCUGACCUCCACCUCAUCCUCCCUUCUCUCCAGCUCUUUGUUGUCUUCUUCCCUCAGCUCUCCCCUCCUCAGCACCCAGAACAAGCUUCUGAGUAGUGAUUCUACUUAUCUCUCAUUUCCCUUGACCUCCUCUGUCCCCAAAGACUUACUGAGCUCCACACACCUGACCAGCACCGCUCUGCAUAGUCACUUCAUUAAACCUCCUUCAUUCCCUCAUCAUGGUGCGGAUGGACAGAAGAUGGAUGAUGGAGGAUACAGAGAGUACAGAGAGGAAAUAAAGCCUGAAGUGAUGCAGUCCUGCUGGGAAGAAACACAUGUGGAUUCUGAGGAACAGGAUGUUAGACCUGAAGAGGAGGACAACGCUGACCCAGCUACAGAAUUACCUGUGGUGGAAACAGUGUUGGACGACCAAGACCUAGAAGAAAGGAUCAUUAUUAGACAAGAGUUUGCUGAGGUGGAGAAAGCAAAGGAAAAUGUUGAAGAGGAGCUUAAGGAUAAAAAGUAUCUCCUGCUGAAUGCAGUGUGCUGCUCCCUGGUCAAUAAGAACACGGCUCCAGGACAGAAGGACUGGGACUCGGACAAAAGUGUUUGGACCAGGAUUAAAGAACUGGGAAAGCACAUUUCAGUGUCUGACCCUCAGUUUCUUCUCAAGGUGGCAGUUUACACUCGACAGGAGCUGAACAUCCGUAUUACAGCUAACUUCCUAUUGGCUUUGGCUGCUCAUCAACCCACCACUAGGCCUCAUGUGCGCAGGUACUACUGUGCUGCCGUGCAGCUGCCGUCUGAUUGGCUGGAAGUAGUCAGAAUCUACAGCACAUGCUUCAGUAAUGUCCUGCCAACUUGCCUGAAGAAGGCGAUGGCUGACAAGUUCAAGCAGUUCACAGAGUAUCAGCUGGCCAAGUACAACACACGCAAACACCGCUGCAAACACAACCGCAACCGGCGCAAGAGCAAGAUGCCAAGUGAUCAGCAGCUCAACCAUUGGGCAAACUUGGUCAGAGCAGAUGUCCAAGUUCUGAAGAAGUUUAUGCACCUAGAAGAUAAGAAAGUAGUGGUUGAUAAAAAGCAACGUGAUUUCAGCAUGAAGAAGAUGAUCAAGCUACUCCACAUUAAAGAACCGGCUCAACAUGUCAUGGCUAUUCUAGGAAAGAAGUAUCCUGCCGAUGCGAAGACGUUCAUCCACAGUGGAAUGAAGGGAGAGUGGGACAGGGAGAGAGCUGGGCAGAGGAUGAAGCUUGAAGAGCCAGUCACAUGGGAACGGCUGCUCAGUCUGGAGGGCAACAAAGCUGCCACCUGGGAGAAGCUCAUAGACAACAACUCCCUUCCUUUCAUGGCCAUGCUGAGGAACCUGAGGAACAUGAUCACCACCGGCAUCAGUGAGGCUCAUCACCAGAAGAUCCUCAGCAGACUCACCAGUAAGAAAGCAGUUAUUCAGAGCCGACAGUUUCCCUUCAGGUUCCUCGCUGCCUUCAAGGUCAUGAUGCAGCUUCGAGAUUUAGCCUCUGAAUCCGUUCAGGCGGUUCCUCCUGCUAAAGAAAUCCUGAAGGGGAUCCUGAAGAAGAUUCCCAAGAGCAGGCGCUUUCGUGAGGAAUGGGAGAGCAGCCCCAGGAAGAGGAUUCGGGUGACGCUGGGGGUGCCGUACAUAUGUCGACUGUAUCAAAUGAAAAAGGCUCAGCUCCUGAAGGCCAAUCAGCGCCUGUACACUAUGGAGCUGCUGGACCGUUACUGCAAAGCUUUGGAGACGGCCGUUCAGAUCUCCUGUCGCUACAACAUCCCUCCUCUUCCCGGACGAACGGUUAUCCUGCUCAACGCUCAGAUGCCAAGCGCCAGCAAGCAAGAUUUCUGCCUUCCGCCAGACUCAGAGGAAGAUGACGAGGAGGACGAGGAAGUGAAAAAAAAGAAGCGUAGGAGGAUGAUGGAAGAGAGGGAGGACGAGCUUUCUGCCUCUAAUAUUGAAAUUGGCAUUUUGCUGUCUCUGAUGAUCGCCAGCAGUGCCGAGGACAGUCAGCUCUACAUAACCCAAUGGAUGGUCGCUGACGAAGUUAAGCUGAAGUCUGAUGUGCUGUUAGAAAAUGUCCGAAGUGUCAAGAAAGAAAUAAAGGCACUAAUUGAAGUGUCAGGCCGAGAUGAGAGCAGGAGCCUUCAUAGGAUAUUUGAAAAAGAAAACAAGGUUGACAACAUAAUUUUGCUGACUGACUACUUUGUCAAUACUGAGCUUGACUGGCUCAUUAACGCUGCAAAGGCAAAAAACAGCAAAGCGCUUCUUGUGAAACUCAACAUGUCAGGAAGUGAUGAAGAAUGUCCCACUGACAGGAACACUGUAAUGCUGACAGGCUUCAGUGAACAAAUACUGAGGUUCGUGGCAGAGCGAGGAUCUUCCAGGCUGCUGGACCACGUGGAGCAUUUGGACAAAGUGUACAAGAUCCCACCACCAGAGGGCGCUAAAGACCCUCAGACAAGAAGCUGCAUGGCCUCAAUACCAACCAGCCCAAAGUUAAGGUGGCGAGGUGUGCGCGUGUUCAUCAGCUCCACCUUCAGGGACAUGCACGCUGAGCGGGACAUGCUGGUGCGCAGCGUCUUCCCAGAGCUGCGGCGCCGUGCGGCUCCCCACUGCCUCCACCUGCAGGAGGUGGAGCUGCGUUGGGGAGUGACGGAGGAGGAGUCGUCUCGGGCCGCAGAGCUGUGUCUGUCGGAGGUGUGUCGCAGCCAGAUGAUGGUGGGAAUCCUGGGAGAGCGGUACGGCCUGGUGCCGGCCAGGCCUGCCCUGCCUCAGUACAGCUGGCUGGCGUCCGCUCCACCCGGUCUGUCGAUCACUGAGAUGGAGCUCCGUCAGUUUCAGGCUCUUUACCCCGACACAGCCCACAGACGAAUGUUCUGCUAUUUCAGAGAUCCAAGCAUCACCGAAUCUGUUCCAGUUUCGUGGAGAUCAGACUUUGCUCCUGAAUCAAUGGAGGCUGAGGCAAAGAUGGCGUCUUUGAAAAGUUGGAUUCGGGCCAGCGACGUCAAAGUCACUGAAGACUAUACAUGUGAGUGGGGGGGUGUUGUGGAAGCCAAGCCAUAUCUGAAGAACCUGGAGAACUUUGGCAGAGCUGUGCUGGAGGAUCUCUGGAAGGCUGUGAGGGAGCAGUUUGUAGAGGACGAGGACGAGUUAGUGUCAGACAUCACUGAGCAGGACGUCCACCAGGAGGCGCUGCAGAGACGCUUCUUGGGCAGGACGAAGCUGCUGUCUGGUGCUGUGGACAUGGUGGAGCAGGCCCAGAGCAAAGGAGGGGUGGUGGUGGUGGAGGGAGGACCCGGAGAGGGCAAAACCGUCUUCAUGGCAGCUCUUGCAGACGCUCUCAGGACUGGAGUCAAGUCCAAGACAAAGCUGGUCUGUGAUGUCAUCGCCUACUCUACAGCUGCCAGCCAAUCAGCUCGCUCUGUGGAGAACCUUCUUCGCUGCCUCAUUCAGUGGCUUAGGAAGAUGAAGGAUAGUGAGACGGAACCUCUUCCCCACUCUUACAAAGAUUUACUCUCAGAGUUUCACUCUACAUUGAGAGAUGUGAAGAAGACCAGGCCUCUGGUGCUGCUGGUUGAUGGAGUGGAUUUAGUUCAAGACGGUCGACGUCAAGUCAGUUCUGAGUGGAUCCCAGAGCAGCUUCCACAGGGCGUGUGUUUGGUCCUGAGCAUCCAAACUAAAUCGGCUCUGUUACAAAGCCUGGCAAAGAGGAAAAGCUCCGUUCUGUUCACCCUGGGACAACUCGCCGUGACCGACCGCAAGGAAAUCGUUCAGAAAGGACUGGACACCUUUGGGAAGAAACUCAGUGACUCUGCAUUCAACAACCAGCUCCAGACGCUGGUAAUGAAGAGUGGAGCCGUGAGUCCUCUCUACCUGCACUUGGCCUGUGAAGACCUGAGGAGCUUUGCUUCAUUUGACAGGCUGAAGGAGAGUCUCCAGGACUUGCCUCAGUCUGUCAGAGAGCUGGUGAAACACAGCCUGGACAGACUGUGCUUGGAGUACAGACACAUGUCAGGACUCCGCUGGGCCCUGGCAGCGCUCACAGUCAGCCCUACAGGCCUGAGGGAGAGAGACUUGUACUCUGUACUAAACACAUGCAAUGAGCUGUCCUCCCGGGAUGCACAGCUUUCAUGGCAGGAAGUGCUGAACCUGUCCAGGAAGCCUGGAGGACGCGUUCCCAUGGCAACCUUCACCCGUUUAGUGCAGCGCUUACAAAGUUUGGUUGGUCCAUCCCAUUGCCACAACACAGAUGACCUGCUGGUUUUAACUAACCCAGAGGUAAAACGGGCCUUUGAGGACUUUCUUCUCCCAGCGGAAAGCGACAGAACCAGAGCUCACCUCAUACUAGCAGCUCAUCUGUGGGCUGCGGCCGACCCUCAGGGAACAGAUACCUUCCUGCACUGUGAGGUCAACUCUGUGUUACAUCUGCCUUCCAGCCUGAUUCACAGCGACCAGCUGGAGGCGCUUCAUUCUCUGCUCUCCAGUUACUUUUUCUUGUACGCUAGCGUGCGUCAUGGCCUCCUGCACCAGCUCCUGGAGACCUACAGCUUGUUUGACAUGAAGUCUACACUCUCGGACGCUCAGGACCGUGUGAAGGACUGUCAGGGUUUCCUGCGGCGUCACGCCCAUCUGCUCGCCUCGUGGCCGGCUCUCUUCAUUCAGCAGGCGCUCAAUGAGCUUCCAGACACCUCUGCUCACAGCUGGGCACAGGGCCUGGUGGGAAAAGGAGGCGUCAGAGUCACUGAGUGGCUGAACAAUGGCACUCAGUCUCUUCAGGAGGCCAGUGAACUCGUGUCAACGUUCUGCUCUGAACCAAACUGUUUGCAAAUGAGCUUGGAUAAAAAGCUGAUGGUGGUUGGUACUGGACAAGGAACGCUGCAUUUCAUCAACACACAGACAAGACAGGAAGUGAAAUCGCUGGAGAGCAGCUGUGACGGCAUCUCAAGCUGUGUCUUUCUCAUGGACGGACAUCUUGCUACCACCUCCUUUGAUGGACGGAUAGAGAUCUGGGACGUUGGGACCAGCGUCAGGACUGCCCUCAUCGAAGGCCACACUAACAUAAUAACUGGAAGUGAUGUCACCGCAGACCACAAGCACUUUGCAACAGUUUCCCUUGAUUUCAAGCUGAAAGUUUGGUCCUCGGCCAAACCUGGAAAUGAGGUAGCUGCGCUGUCCUGCUCCAGCCCAUUGAACUGUGUAACCUUUGACCCUGAGGGUCACCUGCUGGCUGCUGGCUGCUGGGAUGGAAACGUGACAGUGUGGAACUGGCUCCAGAAUAAAACUCUACCACCCCUGUCUGGUCACCAGCGCCCGGUGCGCAGCCUCUGCUUCUCCUCCUCCUCCAUGCUUUGCUCUGGCUCGGUGUCUGGGGAGGUCAGGGUGUGGUCAGUGCCCACCGCCACCUGUGUGGGAUGUUUCCAGGCUCAUUGCGGAACGAUACAGUCCCUCAGCUUCCUGGAUGGAGGAGCCAUGCUCCUCAGUGCUGGAUCUGAUCACAUGCUUCAGCUGUGGUCAGGAGGCCUCGGACGUUCCGUUAUUACACUAAAAAGUGUAAAUCUUGAGCAGGAGCCUCCACAGAAGAAACAGAGGUGUGUAAUCCCUGAGCCCGCUGCACUUAGUGUGGCUGCAAAUGGAGACUAUGCAGUUGUGGGAUAUCAUGGAAACGGCAUCAGAGUCUUCAGUCUCGAGUUAGGUGAGAAGAUGUGGCAGUCUGGUGACCUUCAUGUGUCCGUACUGUGUCUGCUGUGGGUCCUGGAUGCAGAACAGACUAGACCUGACCUGCUGGUCUGUGGAGGAAGCGACAAACAUCUGAGUGUCUGGAGUAAAAAAGAAGGAGACGAGGGACUGUUGGGGGGCUUAAAAAUGCUGGGGACGUUUGGUGUCCAACGAGGGUCCAUCCUGGCACUGGCUCAAAACUCCACCUACCUGGCUACAGCUUCAGACGACUUCACUAUUGUUCUGUGGCUGUUGAGUGAUCUGCACUUUGACGCCUCAGUGGAGCCACAAGAGACGUUGAGGGGCCACAGUGGAGGAGUCACGUGUCUGGCUUUCAGUCCUGAUGGGGAUCAGCUACUGUCUGGUGGAAAAGAUCAGGCUCUGCUUGUGUGGGAUGUGAGUUCAUCUCCUCCUGUUCUUUCUAAAUCGCUCCCUCACUGUCACAAAGACUGGAUCACUGGCUGUGUUUGGACUCCAGACUGUGUCAUUAGCUCCUCAAACGACGGGAGACUUUGUCUGUGGGACCUGCAGGCAGGACAGCGUCUUAAAGAAAUCUCCUGGAGGAACGCUCUCACAUCAGUCUGCUGCCUGGGCCAGUAUGUGAUGGCUGGCUGUUCAGAGGGAGCUCUACAUGUGUGGAGGUGGGACACAGCCAUAGAGAUCUGCCACAUCGGUGCCCAUAAGCAGCGUGUGCACCACUGCCACCUCCUUCCAAGCACAGUCAGGGACAAAGAAGACAAUCUAGGAGAAAUGGCUGUGUUCACUGCUUCUGAAGACGGAACGGUGCAGCUUUGGAAACCGCUUCAGGUGGAGCAUUUUAAUACCUUCCGGGGUCACAGCGGUACAGUUAAUGAAAUUGUUUGCAAGGAAGCAGUCCCAGAAUUCCUCACUGUUUCUGAAGACGGCUCAUUGAGAAACUGGACAUGGACAACAAAGAAUGAUCUGGGCCAGAGAGGCGCCGUCUCUGCUCUCAGCUUCUCGCAGAAAGAUGGGUUGCUUCUUGUCGGUUAUGAAUCUGGUUUCCUGGAAUUGUGGUGGAACAACAGAGUGGUUGGCCACAAGCAGGCUUCAGGCAGCGGCAUCACAACCGUCUGCUUCAUGCCUGACGACCAGUUUGCUGUCGGCUACACAAAGACCUGCCUCGAUGUUUGGAAGCUGGUUUGGAGACAACAACACAGCAACGCAAACCUGGUGAAGGUAACCACGUACAAGGUAAAACGGCCUGUGACCCACCUCAUCUACUGCUCUGUCCUGAUUGGAACCUACGACAAUGGAAAAAUCUUUGACGUCUCAGACCUUGAACUUGAAGAUGAUUGGGAACACAGUGUCACUGAUUGGGAAUAUAGGACUCAAAUUUUGAACAUGAUUCGUAAGGACAACAUCAGCACGUGGGUGAUGGCUCAUGGAGAAGGAGAAAUUCACCUUGGCUUCAUUUUUGCUUUGGGCAAACAAAUAGGAAUACGUCCAUCUUUUAGCGCAAUAACCCUGAAGGGCACAGAGGAGCUAAAAGGCAGCUUGAUAACAGCUGCAACUCUGGACAGAGAGUUUGUGGUGUGUGGAGAUGUAAGGGGCAACAUGUGGUUCAACCAGCCAUCAGAGCUUUCAUCAAUGAGCGUAAAAAAAACUGCCCACAGUGACAAGAUCAGUGUGCUGAAACUCACUGACAGCACCAUCAUCUCAGCCUCCUACGACAGGACGGUGAAGCUGUGGGACAGAAACACUAAGAAGCAGGUGGGCAUGUUCUUAUGUCGGGGUCCUGUCCUGGUUUUGGAGGUGAACCCAGAAAAACCCACUGAGCUGGUUUGUGGUGAUGACCAGGGUAAUCUCUAUUUUCUCUCAUCGAGAGAAUGAUCCUCCAAGGAAAAACCUCAAGAAAACCCCCUGAAUGCUACACUAUCCAAAGAUAAUCAUCAACGUUCUUCUUCUUAUUUCUUUUGGUGGCAGAUGUGUAUGUUUGAAAGUAACAGUUGAAAUUUUAUCAGUUUUAGUUUUGUAGAGUUGAAUUAAUCUUCUAUUAAAAGAUUCUGAACAUUUAUAUGAAGUAUAUAAAUGUAUAUGAAGCUGUAUUUAUAAAGAAUGCAGAGAUUAAAGAUGCUUAAAAUGUA
Molecule: messenger RNA, 8212 nt
Organism: Betta splendens (Siamese fighting fish)
Lineage: Eukaryota; Metazoa; Chordata; Actinopteri; Anabantiformes; Osphronemidae
Gene: tep1
Product: telomerase-associated protein 1
Exons: 56
Coding region: 186-7958 (2590 amino acids)
Biological process (GO): telomere maintenance via recombination
Cellular component (GO): telomerase holoenzyme complex
Molecular function (GO): telomerase RNA binding; telomerase activity; protein binding
Source: RefSeq, a predicted model, not a curated record